AUGGUCGAGGAAGCUGUCGACUCCUCUUCCUUCGCAUGCCGCCUGGAGCGACUGGAGGCGCUGAUGGCCUCGCUGCCAAAGCAGCUGGAGGCCCUGCACAACCGCAUCGAUGCCCUGGUCCUGUCCGGUUCGCCGGGGACGCUGGGAACGCCAUCGAGGAGGCCCAGCCAGGUGCGUGUCGAGGACGGCGAAGGCCCCGUGAACCCCGAGGUCACCAGCAUCGCCAUGACGGCGCCGGUCUUGGCCUCCACCACGACCCAGUUCACGGCCCUUCACGAGCAGCUGACGAAGAUCCGCCAAGAGAGCGAAAAAGAGGAGGAGGAGGGCGAGGAGGAUACGGAUGCCAAAGCGGGCCCGAAGCAGACUCGGUUCAUGUUGCUGCCGGGCAGCACCUCCUUGACGAUUGUGGGCAAGAGGCUUAUCCGGAUGGGCAGUCGCCUUUCCCAGGGGAGUGCCCCCAACAACUACUCCUACUCACCGGCGCCGUUCAGCCUGCCACCCUCCUGUUGGGGGUGCUUGCCCCUCCUGGGGCUCCAAGAAGAGUUCGGCUGGGUGGCCUCCACUUUGACUUUUCUGGGGCUGACGCUCACCAGCCUCCUGCAGCUGCUGUUCGCCUGGAUCUUGUCCCAGGGCUUCUUGGAGAAUAGCUACACUGGCCAGGACCUCCGUGAUUGGCGCCUGCUGGCCCACAGUGCGGCCUUCUACGACCCCGUCUCGGGCACCUCUCUGGCGAACCGAAUCUGCCGAAAUGGAAGCCUCGACCUUCUCGGCGUCCUCAACGAAGUGCGGGGCUUCCUCCUGCCGGCCUUCCUUCUGCCAGCAGUUUCCGACAUAUCGGUGGGCGUCCUGCUCAGCAGCAUGGCGAUCCUCAUCUGGGCUUCCUACGUCACCGUUGAGGUGGCAGCCGCCCUGCGCCUGGUGCGUGCCCUCCACCUGCUCCCAUGCAACGAAACAGCUGUGGAGCAAGUCGACGCGUACCGCAGCUUCAAAAGCAUCAGUGAUGAGCGGCGCAUUGGCGUCUCCCUCCUCCUUUUCUGCCGCUGUGCCGUUCUACUGACUCUGGGCUUCACUGGUGGUGUCUGGCUCUCGAGGCUCCACGAUGCAGAAGACAUCCUGCGAGACUGCGUGACACUUGUGAUGGUCCUCGAGCUCGACGACCUAGCGUACAAGCUUCUGACAGCGCACAACAGGAAGGCCUACUUAGGUUCCAUCACGACCUUUGUGAUCCAGGAGGGCCAUCAGACGUUGGGCUGCUCUCUGGCCAUGGUAGUCAGGCUCUUAGGCCUCUUCCUCACGGUGAUCUUUUUUAUCAGCUUUCGAUGCGUGCACAGCGCCGAGUUGGGCCAGGAGAUCAAUUCCGUUCUCUGUGGUGGCAACGUGGACUUCGUCUUCUCUACACACCCAAGUCUGGGGGCUCCCAUCGUUCUGGACACCCACAGCCUUGAGUCGGGUGCUCAGCAGACCCAUGCCUGGGCUUUCAGCUACGAGCGGCAGGCGGACCAGGCCAUGUUCAACAUCACCCUCCAACAGGGCCAAGUCGCGGUCAAGCGCGCGGCCUCCGUGGAGGAGCUGCAGGCAUACCUGGCGCUCACUGAUCGCCAGGCAUCGGAUGGAUUCGUCACCGGAUGUGAGGAUCUCGGCCGCGAAUCCCUGGAGGGCGCCUGGCUGUGGCCGGCGAUGGAGGCCGCGGGCGCCAGCAACUGCCAGCAGGCCAAGCCCUUCUGCGACCGCCGGGACAUGCCCCUAGCGCGCCUGCUUUGCCCCACAACCUGUGGUUGCUUCGAUGCAGCCAGCGGCCUCUUUGCCGGCAACGGCUGCAGGCAACGUUGCUACCAGGAGGCGGACUUGUUCAACCGGACCCUGAGCACGGCCCCAUGCGAGGACCUGGAGUCCCAGGGCGACGAUCGCAGCCCUGCUUGGUCCCGGUGGUGGCAAGGCUUCCGCCAAGCCUACAGCAACAUGACCUCCAUCGACCCCUCCACCCUCACCUUCGCUGCGGGCCCCUGCUCCUUCUUGACCAUGCAAGAGGACCACAUCCGGGAUUAUUUCUGCCACGGUGGCAAUGACCGCCCUGGCACCGCCCUCUGCCCCGUCACCUGCGGCUGUGCUUCCGGGACCAUCUCCAAGUGGUGCCCUAGCACCUGCUGA
Symbiodinium natans is the source of this 2148-nucleotide messenger RNA. The record is from the annotation of a GenBank genome assembly. NCBI's taxonomy places the organism in Eukaryota, Dinophyceae, Suessiales, Symbiodiniaceae.